Messenger RNA from Budorcas taxicolor (takin), 498 nucleotides. RefSeq names its product 40S ribosomal protein S15-like. Bases 1 to 498 code for a protein of 165 amino acids. Lineage: Eukaryota; Metazoa; Chordata; Mammalia; Artiodactyla; Bovidae. The record is from RefSeq and is a predicted model, not a curated record. The transcript has a single exon. Gene Ontology annotation, molecular function: structural constituent of ribosome. Gene Ontology annotation, cellular component: ribosome; cytosolic small ribosomal subunit. Gene Ontology annotation, biological process: ribosomal small subunit assembly; translation.
AUGGACUACCAACAUUUUCCAAUAACUGACAAGGUGGCAGAAGUGAAGCAAAAGAAGCAGACCUUGCACAAGUCCACCUAUUUCAGGCGUGGACCUCGAUCAGUUGCUGCACAAGUCCUACAAGCCGCUGAUGCAAGUGUAAAGUGCCUGGCAGCAACCAUGGCUGAACUGGGCCUGUGGAGGAAGCAGCAUCCCAUGGCUGAAGUGCCUGCACAAGGCCAGAAUGAGGCACCGCCCACGGAGAAGCCUAAGGUUGUGAUGACACACCUGUGGGACAUGAUCAUCCUGUCCAAGAUGGCAGGCGGCUACAACAGCAAGACGUUCACCCAGGUGGAAAUCAAGCCUGGGAUGACUGGACACUGUGCAGGCAGGCUCUCAAUGACCUACCAGCCUGUGAAGCAUGAGCUGCUCAGGCACCGGAGGCACCCACUUCUCCAGCUUCAACCUCUUCAAGAAGCCUGCUUGGCCAAUAAAGGCACAGACUUCUCUAAAAAUUAA